Messenger RNA from Aricia agestis (brown argus), 497 nucleotides. RefSeq lists its product as uncharacterized. NCBI's taxonomy places the organism in Eukaryota, Metazoa, Arthropoda, Insecta, Lepidoptera, Lycaenidae. The record is from RefSeq and is a predicted model, not a curated record. The transcript has 6 exons. Bases 174 to 497 code for a protein of 107 amino acids.
UCUUUAACUUUCAGGUAACGUUGGCGUACGUCAAUUGUUUACCAAUAAGUGAGGAUCAAACUGUUGACGCAAGAUCCGACGUGGAGGCGUCUGCUUCAGGGGAAGAAGAAAUAGAUAACACUAGCGAUGGUUACGAAGGCACUGAAACAGGCAUCGAAGAAAAUGGUACUCAUAUGCUGUAUUUAAUGUACGCCUACAAGAAUGAUAUAGCGCUACUAAUGAAGUUUAUAGAGGAUGGAUUUAACCUCAGAGGCGGAAUGGACAAGAUAGCCAGCGGGAUUGAUGCCAAAAAACAGGGAUACAGCGAUAUAUUCUAUAGGGGAAUGUUUAAGCCUGGGUUGGAGAAGACUAUACUGGGGGACGAGAUGGUGGUGAGGGGCAUGCGGCAGGGAGGUAAGGCGCUGUUCAACCUGGCGGUGGACAACGUGUAUGCGGUUGCGCUCAAUGAACUCCGUGACAGUGGGAUGGACGGACAAUUUUUAUUAGAUAUGUAUUAA